Molecule: messenger RNA, 2505 nt
Organism: Epinephelus fuscoguttatus (brown-marbled grouper)
Lineage: Eukaryota; Metazoa; Chordata; Actinopteri; Perciformes; Serranidae
Gene: dmap1
Product: DNA methyltransferase 1 associated protein 1
Exons: 10
Coding region: 339-1793 (484 amino acids)
Biological process (GO): negative regulation of transcription by RNA polymerase II; DNA repair; chromatin remodeling
Cellular component (GO): Swr1 complex; NuA4 histone acetyltransferase complex; nucleus
Molecular function (GO): transcription corepressor activity
Source: RefSeq, a predicted model, not a curated record
GAAGUAGCAUUGGUUUAGCCGUUAGCCACUCUUGCCACUCACCUAGCCUUAACAAUGGCUUGUGAAUAUUCUUACUAACUGUCUGUGUAACUUUCAUGUAUAACAGAAACGUAUAGGAUAAUAUUACGAAAACAAAUCUUACACAGUCGUUACUUGAAUGUUUGCGGUUCUAUGUAAAGUUAACGUAGCGUAGACAUGACAACGUUAGCGUUAGCCUUUAGCUAGGAGCGUAUUCGUGAGAUAACGUUACCGCUUCACUGAACGAGCGCCUGUGAAUGAAUGAACAGUAUUUACGUCUGACAGGCUGUUACAAGCGUUAAUUUACACCAUAUAAAGUCAUGGCUACUGGUGCUGAUGUCAGGGAUAUUCUGGAGCUGGCCGGAGGAGAAAAUGACGGUCCCAUCAGCAAGAAAGACCUCAUCAACUCAGACAAGAAAAAAAGCAAGAAGACAACAGAAACGCUGACCUUCAAGAGACCAGAGGGGAUGCACCGAGAGGUCUAUGCUCUGCUCUAUUCAGAUAAAAAAGAUGCACCCCCUUUGCUGCCUAGCGAUACUACUCAGGGCUACAGGACAGUCAAAGCCAAGCUGGGCUGUAAAAAGGUGCGUCCCUGGAAGUGGAUGCCCUUCACCAACCCAGCUCGCAGGGAUGGGGCUAUAUUCCACCAUUGGAGACGUGUGGCAGAGGAGGGCAAGGACUACCCUUUUGCUCGCUUCAACAAAACAGUGCAGGUACCAGUGUACUCUGAGCAGGAGUAUCAGAUACAUCUCCAUGACGAUGGCUGGACUAAAGCAGAGACAGAUCACCUGUUUGACCUGUGCAAGCGCUUUGACCUGCGCUUUGUUGUCGUCCAUGACCGUUACGACCACCAGCAAUACAGAAAACGUUCUGUGGAGGACCUGAAAGAACGGUAUUAUAGUAUUUGUGGUAAGCUGACCAAAGUCCGCGCAGCUACAGGGACGGAACCCAAGAUCUACAUCUUUGAUGCCGGCCAUGAAAGACGUCGUAAAGAGCAACUGGACAAGCUCUUCAAUCGCACACCUGAACAAGUGGCAGAAGAGGAAUAUCUUAUUCAGGAGCUAAGGAAGAUUGAGACGAGAAAGAAGGAGCGGGAGAAGAAGACUCAGGAUCUGCAGAAACUCAUUAAAGCAGCUGACACAACCACAGAGUUAAGACGAGCUGAAAAGAGAGUUUCCAAGAAGAAGCUCCCACAAAAAAGAGAGACAGAAAAACCGGCUGUUCCAGAGACAGCAGGCAUCAAGUUCCCUGACUUCAAAUCAGCGGGAGUCACACUGCGCAGUCAGAGGAUGAAACUGCCAAGCUCAGUAGGCCAGAAGAAGAUCAAGGCCAUUGAGCAGAUCCUGCUGGAACAAGGAGUGGAUCUUAACCCCAUGCCCACAGAGGAGAUCGUUCAGAUGUUCAAUGAGCUGCGCAGUGACCUGGUGCUGCUGUACGAGCUGAAACAGGCCCACAGCAAUUGUGAAUACGAACAACAGAUGCUGCGUCAUCGUUACGAGGCCCUACUGAAGGCCGGCAGCGGAGGCGGGCUGAGUGGAAUUACAGGGGCCGGACCAGCCGCCGCAACACAGGGUGGAGAGCUCAAUGCCACCAACAGCACUACAGCAUCCACCCCAGGGGGUGAAGCUCCGUCCUGGCCCAGUGCAGACGACAUCAAGGUGGAAGCCAAGGAGCAAAUCAUUGAUGUUGUAGGAGCACCACUUACCCCCAACUCACGCAAACGGAGAGAGUCGGCAUCCAGCUCGUCUUCAGUGAAAAAGGUGAAGAAGCCUUGAUGAGAACGAGAGCACCAGCUGGUACACGGUGGAGGACAAGGGACUGUUCGAGUUACUCUGGUCACAGUGAAGACACCCACAGGUUUUAUGGUUGGACAACAGGGACACUGGGGGAGCAGGACACCACAUUGCUGUCAGAAGCACCUACGACUACACACACACACACACACACACAACUUUUCACCUACCAACGGAGACCUCUCCGAGCUCUCCCCAUCUGGCCUGCCGAGCAUCUUUGUGACAAAGGCAACAACUGAGUGACAUUUCAUUCCAUUACUGCUCGUCUCCCUGCCUCCACCAUUGCUCAGCCUUAGAUGAGGCAAGAUCAACUGUAAAUUGCCAGGCAGAGCUAAUCGGGACAUGGGGAAGAAGGUGGGAAUGACUGGGUAAUUGAAAUGAAUUGGAAUGAAAGAAGAGACUCUGGGAGUGGGAGGACCUCGAGCCGCAAUGCUCAUUUGACCCAUCUGAGGUUUUUUUGGUGCCUAAUCAUGCCAUAGUGUUUACUGGAAAUGUGUUUUUGUGUUAGCCUUUAGUAACCCCCUCCCUCCCCUCUGCAGCUCCCUCUCGACCUGGAGUGCGUCUCGCUCUACUUCCAUCUGCUGCCCGUGCUUUAUGUUAAGCUAGCGGGGCUCAUUUGUGUUGUUUGUCCUCAGGUGACCUUGAAGAUGCUUUCGUCAAUGAUUCAAUAAACCCCAUUGUUUUUUUUUCUUUC